Messenger RNA from Phoenix dactylifera (date palm), 1023 nucleotides. Its product is annotated as arogenate dehydratase/prephenate dehydratase 6, chloroplastic-like. The record is from RefSeq and is a predicted model, not a curated record. Lineage: Eukaryota; Viridiplantae; Streptophyta; Magnoliopsida; Arecales; Arecaceae. Gene Ontology annotation, biological process: L-phenylalanine biosynthetic process. Gene Ontology annotation, molecular function: arogenate dehydratase activity; prephenate dehydratase activity. Gene Ontology annotation, cellular component: cytoplasm; chloroplast.
AUGGCCUCCAAGCUGGGCCUCGAGAUCACUAUCACCGACCUCGAGCGCCUCUUCCGCCAGGCCCCCGGAGGUCACCCCCCUCCCCCUGCCGCCGCCGACGCCGAUCAAGGCGGCCGCCCCCCUGUCCGCGUGGCCUACCAGGGCGGCCGGGGCUCCUACUGCCAGGAGGCCGCCGCCAAAGCCUUUCCUCCUUCCUCCUCCUGGAAGCAGCUCAUCAUACCCUGCUCCGAGAUGGAGGAGGCCUUCGCCGCCCUCGAGGACGGCGCUGCCGACCGCGCCGUCGUCCCGGCCGAGAACUCUGUCGACGGCCCCGUUCCCCGCAACCUCGACCUCCUCCUCCGCCACCCCCGUGUCUGCAUCGUCGGUGAACUCGUCCUCCCCGUCAACCACUGCCUCCUUUCCCUCCCUCACGCCCCGCGCUCCGCCCUCCGCCGCGUCGUCAGCCACCCCCAAGCCAUCAGCCACUGCCGGGACCGGCUCCGGGCCCUCCACCUCCGAGUCGAGGAGGUCGCCAGCGCCGCCGACGCCGCCCGCUUCGUCGCCGAAAACCGCAUCGCCGACACUGCCGUCAUCGGCAGCCAGAUCGCCGCCCACGAGUUCGGCCUGCGGAUCCUCGAAAACAACCUCCAGGACCUCGCCAGCAACUUCAACCGGUUCCUCCAACUGGGACUCACCGGCUCGACCGGAGCCGUCGUCGUCGAACCGAAUCUUGAUAAUAAUAAUAAUAAUCACAAGACCACGGUGGCCUUCUCGCUGGAACGAGGGGUCUCGGACCUCUUCCGGGCCAUGUGGAUCUUCGAGAGCCGGGGAGUCCGGGUCACUCGGGUAGACCACCGGCCCAACCGGUCAAGCCCGGUCCGGGUCGAGGAGAGGGACGAGGCAGGCGAGAUCGCGCGGUUUGACUACGUCUUCGUGCUGGACCUGGAAGGGACCGCAUCGGACCCCAACGUGGAGGCCGCUCUCGCAGGCUUGAAGGAGAUCGCGGGGUUCGCACGUGUGCUGGGAAGCUACAGGUGCACGUGA